GUCAGUAGUUGCAGGAAAGUUAUGCCGUCUUAAGCUUCGUAUUGUGUGCGUAAAUGAACGGUACAACACCAUGUCUGAACGACUCACAAAGCCAUGCUUUGAAAAAGAAAAGAAAGGAGAGAAAGAAAAGAGAGAGGAACUAAAGGGCGACAGUAUGUCAGCCAGUAUUUCAAGAGAAAAGGCAGUGGAGGGGACAGGGCUGGCCUUCAUUGUGUACAGUGAGGCCAUUAAGAACAUGCCGUUACCCCAGCUGUGGUCAGUGCUGUACUUCUUCAUGCUGCUGCUGUUGGGGAUGGGCAGCAUGUUGGGCAACGUCACCGCCAUCAUCACCCCGCUGCGAGACUUCAAGCUCGUGUCUCACCUGAGCGACGAGCUGUUCAACGGUAAGAUCCAGGCCAAUGGGACAGGUGGAAGACUUUCAUAA
This is a messenger RNA of Gymnodraco acuticeps, 424 nucleotides long. RefSeq names its product sodium- and chloride-dependent transporter XTRP3-like. Gene Ontology annotation, molecular function: L-proline transmembrane transporter activity. The transcript is spliced from 3 exons. Bases 71 to 424 code for a protein of 117 amino acids. Gene Ontology annotation, biological process: sodium ion transmembrane transport. NCBI's taxonomy places the organism in Eukaryota, Metazoa, Chordata, Actinopteri, Perciformes, Bathydraconidae. The record is from RefSeq and is a predicted model, not a curated record. Gene Ontology annotation, cellular component: membrane.